Molecule: messenger RNA, 2559 nt
Organism: Verticillium alfalfae VaMs.102
Lineage: Eukaryota; Fungi; Ascomycota; Sordariomycetes; Glomerellales; Plectosphaerellaceae
Product: ATP-dependent protease La 1
Exons: 5
Coding region: 1-2559 (852 amino acids)
Biological process (GO): protein processing; protein catabolic process; protein targeting to peroxisome
Cellular component (GO): peroxisomal matrix
Molecular function (GO): ATP hydrolysis activity; ATP binding; serine-type endopeptidase activity
Source: RefSeq, a predicted model, not a curated record
AUGGCGCGUACCCCAGAUUCGACCGUCCCCGUCAUUCCUCUCGCCCGAGGCACCAUCCUCCUCCCCGGCAUCACCCACCGCGUGCCCGUCUCCGCCUCUCGCCCCGACAUUCCCGCCCUCCUCGCCAACGUCUAUACCCGUGCCGCCGCAGCAGGGCCCAACGCCCGCAUCGACGCUGUACCCAUUGUCUGCGUGCCCGUCGCCUCCCCUUUCGUCGGCCCCAACGGCCAGCUCCUCAUCGACAGCGCCGAGUCCGUCGACGAGUCCCAGAUCAAGCAGAUCAAUCCCGGCUCCGCAACAAAGGAGGAUCUCUUCAAUUAUGGUGUCGCCGCCCGCAUCACCGGCAUCGAAGGCCGCGGCACCGCCGAGUUUGCCUUGCGAGUCGAGGGAGUCGCGAGGGUCCGCGUCGAAAAGGUCACACAGGAGCGCCCCUACUUUGAGGCGACCGUCAAGCACUACCCCGACGUCGUCACCGCCGACGCCCAGCUGCAGGAGCUCUUUGGCCUCAUGAAGCUGCGCUCACGCGAGCUCGUCCUGACCCUCCGCAUCUCUUCCCUCCUGCCGACGCCCCGCAAUGCCGAGAACCCCGGGCUCUCGCCCCUGAUCAUCCGACGCCUGGAGAUGUUCAUCAUGAAGAAGGAGGUCAAGGACGCCGGUUCGCUGGCCGACUUUAUGACCAACAUUGUCGAGGCGUCGUACGAGCAAAAGCUGGAGGUGCUGGCAGCCCUCGACAUCAAGGUCCGCAUGGCCAAGGUCAUCGAGCUGCUUGAUCGUCAGGUCAGUGGCCUCAAGAACAGCUUCAAAAUCACCGCCUUCACGAACGUACCCGUCCAGGUGCUCGACAAGCUGCACGACAGGGCACCGAAGAGGCGAGGAACAGGCCCCGGCGGCGUGCCUGUGCCGCCCAACGGCUUCUUCCCACCGGGAGCCAAUGGCAUGAUGGCUGCGGCGCUCAAGAAGAUGAUGCCUGGCAACCAAGAGUUCCAGGUGACGAGGACGUGGUUAGAGGUGCUCUCCGAGAUUCCCUGGUCCGCGACAACCGACGACCGACUGGGCCCUGAGACACUGGUCCGGGCGCGGAAGCAGCUCGAUGAUGACCAUUACGGCCUGGACAAGGUAAAGAAGCGGCUUGUCGAGUAUCUUGCCGUUCUGCGCCUGAAGCAGUCCGUCAAUGAUGAAGUCGACGAACAGAUACGCAAGGCCGAGGAGGAAUCCGUGGCCCUUAGCACCGGCAAGGAAACGGAGGAGAACAAGCCAGCAAACGACGCUGACCUCGAGGAGAAGGUCAGCAACGCACAUGCGAAGCGUAAACGUACUCCGCUCUCGCCGCAUGACCGACAAGUCGCCCAUUAUGCUGCUCGCCGGACCUCCCGGGGACUGAGGAAGGGCGGCGUCGCGAACCCCGUGUUCCUGCUCGACGAGAUCGACAAGCUGGGCAUGUCCAACAUGCACGGCGAUCCCUCAGCCGCCAUGCUGGAGGUUCUCGAUCCCGAGCAGAACAUAAACUUCACUGACCACUAUGUCGGUAUGCCCAUCGACCUUAGCAAGAUUGUCUUCAUCGCGACUGCCAACAGCCUCGACACCAUCCCAGCCCCGCUGCUCGACCGCAUGGAGACCAUCUACCUACCUGGCUACACGACGCUUGAGAAACGUCAUAUCGCCAUGCAACACCUCGUGCCCAAGCAGAUCCGUGUCAACGGCUUGGCUGAGGAUCAGAUCAACUUCAACAAGGAGGUUGUAUCCAAGAUUAUUGAGUCGUACACGCGCGAGGCAGGAGUCCGUAACCUGGAACGCGAAAUCGGCUCCGUGUGUCGCGCAAAGGCAGUGGACUUUGCCGAAGCCAAGGACGGCGGACAGCUCGAGACAUACCGGGCCCAGCUGACAGUCGACGACAUUGAGACGAUUCUCGGCAUUGAGCGCUUCGAGGAAGAAAUCGCCGAGACGACCAGCCGGCCCGGCAUCGUCACUGGCCUCGUCGCGUACAGUUCUGGGGGCAACGGCAGUAUCCUGUUCAUCGAGGUUGCCGAUAUGCCGGGUGACGGCAGGCUGCAGCUUACCGGCAAGCUGGGCGAUGUCCUCAAGGAGAGCGUCGAGGUGGCCCUGUCUUGGGUCAAAGCCCACGCCUUUGAGCUGGGUCUCACGUCGGACCCGACGACCAACAUAAUGAAGGAGCGCAGCAUACAUGUGCACUGUCCCUCGGGCGCCAUCCCCAAGGAUGGGCCCAGCAGCGGCAUCGGGCAGGCGAUUGCUCUCAUUUCGCUUUUCUCCGGCAAGAGUGUGCCACCCACCAUGGCCAUGACGGGCGAGAUAUCUCUGCGCGGCCGAGUCACCGCCGUUGGCGGCAUCAAGGAGAAGCUCAUUGGGGCCCUCCGCGCAGGUGUCAAGACGGUGUUGCUCCCCGCCCAGAACCGCAAGGACGUCAAGGAUCUUCCACAGGAGGUCAAGGACGGGCUCGAGAUUCUUCAUGUCAGUCACAUUUGGGAGGCCGUCCGACUUGUCUGGCCCGAAUCGCAGUGGCCAGGCUUGGAGCACUACGCCGCCAUCGAGAGCCGUCUCUAG